This is a messenger RNA of Odobenus rosmarus divergens (Pacific walrus), 4097 nucleotides long. It is a transcript of the gene NFXL1, whose product is annotated as nuclear transcription factor, X-box binding-like 1. Gene Ontology annotation, biological process: regulation of DNA-templated transcription. The transcript has 23 exons. Gene Ontology annotation, cellular component: nucleus. Gene Ontology annotation, molecular function: DNA-binding transcription factor activity, RNA polymerase II-specific; zinc ion binding; RNA polymerase II transcription regulatory region sequence-specific DNA binding. The record is from RefSeq and is a predicted model, not a curated record. Bases 70 to 2820 code for a protein of 916 amino acids. NCBI's taxonomy places the organism in Eukaryota, Metazoa, Chordata, Mammalia, Carnivora, Odobenidae.
GUCGGUAAGGAGACGUAGAUUUCCUUGGGGUCCGCUACUGCAGUUGGUUCCCGGCGGGAGCCGAGAGGAAUGGAAGCUUCCUGGCGCCAGGUGGCCGGUGGCCGAGGCCGAGCCCGAGGACGGGCCACCGCGGCCCCUUCUUCAGGAAAUGGAAUCCAUCUCCGCGGCGCCGGAGGAGGGCGAGAGAAGGGCUCAGUGGGCGCUGCUGGACCUGGCCCCAGCCCCAGAGGAGCCGCGACCCCUGCGGCUGCAGGUAGUUCAGCCAGGCGCAGCCCCGCGGGAUCUGAAGCACUGCAGACUUCCGUAGCAUGUGAGCUAAUGUCUCAAAGGAAAUUUGAGGAAAUCAAGAAGGCCAAUCAAGCUGCAGCCAAAAAACUUGUUGAAGAACACUUUAGCUCUUCCUCUGAAGAAGAAGGAGAUGAAGAUUUUGAAGGAAAACGGGGGAAAAUAGUUGCUAAUACAUUUACAAGUUAUACUACUCAGACAGAUGGAGAUAUGCGUGAAUUAGAGCGAACAAGACAGUAUGUCCAUGAAGCUUUCCAAGCAGGGGCUAUGACGUGCUUGAUUUGUAUUGCUUCGGUGAAGAGAAACCAAGCAGUUUGGAGCUGUUCAGGAUGUUUCUGUAUAUUUCACAUGCCCUGUAUCCAGAAGUGGGCUAAAGAUAGCCAGUUUCUGGUAUCUUCUCCUUUGACGGAUGACGAUUUUGGAAAGAGAGAUUAUCCUUGGCCAUGUCCAAAAUGUAGGUUUGAAUACAAACGAUCUGACACACCUAGUAGGUACUAUUGCUAUUGUGGAAAAGUAGAAGAUCCACCUCUAGAUCCAUGGCUUGUGCCUCAUUCAUGUGGCCAAGUAUGUGAGAGAGAAUUUAAACCUCCUUGUGGCCAUAAGUGUUUACUCCUCUGUCAUCCAGGUCCUUGCCCUCCUUGUCCAAAGAUGGUCACAACUACUUGUUACUGUAAAAAAGCAAAACCUAUACCUCGUAGGUGCAGUACUAAGGAAUGGUCCUGUCAGCUGCCAUGUGGGCGGAAGUUGCUUUGUGGACAACAUAAAUGUGAAAAUCCUUGUCAUGCAGGAAAUUGUCUGCCCUGUCCAAGAGUUAGUAGACAAAAGUGUGUCUGUGGGAAACAAGUAGCUGAAAGGAGCUGUGCGAGUCCACUGUGGCACUGUGACCAAGUAUGUGGAAAAACCCUGCCAUGUGGUAAUCAUACAUGUGAGCAAGUUUGCCAUGUUGGUGCUUGUGGAGAAUGUCCUCGAUCUGGGAAAAGGUUCUGUCCAUGUCAGAAGUCAAAGUUUUCUUUGCCGUGUACAGAAGAUGUACCAACUUGUGGAGAUAGUUGUGACAAAGUACUUGAAUGUGGAAUCCAUAGAUGUUCACAGCGUUGUCACCGAGGUCCUUGUGAAACAUGCAGACAAGAAGUGGAAAAGCAUUGUCGCUGUGGAAAGCAUACAAAACGAAUGCCAUGUCAUAAGCCUUAUCUAUGUGAGACUAAGUGUGUUAAGAUGCGGGACUGUCAGAAGCAUCAGUGUAGGAGAAAGUGUUGCCCUGGAAACUGUCCACCUUGUGAUCAAAACUGUGGACGGACUUUAGGAUGUAGAAACCAUAAAUGUCCAUCUGUCUGCCACAGAGGCAGUUGUUAUCCCUGCCCAGAAACUGUAGACGUGAAGUGCAAUUGUGGUAAUACAAAGGUGACGGUGCCCUGUGGCCGGGAACGUACCACAAGACCACCCAAGUGCAAAGAGCAAUGUAGUCGACCACCAACUUGCCAUCAUACAAGUCAAGAAAAACAUCGCUGUCACUUUGGCUCUUGUCCUCCAUGUCAUCAACCUUGCCAAAAAGUUUUGGAGGAAUGUGGUCACUUGUGUCCUGCUCCAUGUCAUGAUCAAGCAUUAAUAAAGCAAACUGGCAGGCACCAGCCUACAGGCCCUUGGGAACAGCCUUUGGAGCCAGAAUUUAUUCAGACUGCAUUACCGUGUCCUCCAUGUCAAGUUCCUAUUCUUACAGAAUGUCUUGGGAAGCAUGAGGUGAGUCCACUACCAUGCCAUGCUGUAGGACCUUACUCUUGUAAGAGAGUAUGUGGACGAACCUUAGGUUGUCAGAAUCACACGUGUAUGAAAGAAUGCCACAGAGUAACUGAAAUUGAUAGCUGCGUUGGCAAAAACAAGGCUGGCCCAGAAUGCCUUCAGUGUGAAGAAGGGUGCUCUAAAUCACGGCCUCUGGGUUGUCCCCAUCCAUGUGUUUUGCCGUGUCAUCCUGGAGAAUGUCCUCCUUGUGUUCAGAUGCUUAGAAUAAAAUGUCACUGCAAGAUCACAAGCCUAUAUGUGGAAUGUAGAAAGAUAACCACAGCUGAUGUAAAUGAAAAGAACCUCCUUAGUUGUUGCAAAAAUCAAUGUCCUAAAGAGCUUCCUUGUGGUCACAGAUGCAAAGAGAUGUGUCAUCCUGGUGAAUGUCCCUUUAAUUGCAACCAGAAGGUGAAACUUAGAUGUCCUUGUAAAAGAAUAAAAAAGGAAUUGCAGUGCAACAAAGUACGUGAAAAUCAGAUUUCAAUAGAAUGUGACACAACAUGCAAGGAAAUGAGGCGGAAAGCAUCUGAGAUAAAAGAGGCAGAAGCCAAAGCUGCUCUCGAAGAGGAAAAACGAAGACAACAGGCUGAACUGGAGGCUUUUGAAAACAGACUGAAAGGUCGUCGGAAGAAGAACAGGAAAAAAGAUGAAGUGGCAGUUGAGCUAACGCUAUGGCAGAAAUACAGAUAUUAUCUCCUUCCAGCGUGUACACUUGUGGUUUUAGUGUUUGCAUGGUACAUAGUCCAUGAUGUGGCUUAAAAACUUCUGAUCUGUUCAUAUACCUCAGAUUGGAUUUAGAUAAGUUGUUCACUCUGGAAUAUUAGGAAGUGUAUACUGUAGAACAUAUCUAUUCACAUUCCUCUCUGUAUUUUCUUCCAGCUGUUGUUAAAAGGACAGAAUGUUAAGCUUUAUCUUAAUUAGCAUACUAGAAGUGGCAAUAUAACAUUUUUAAUAGUAAAAGCAUGACUGAAAUUGUAAAAUAUCUCAUAAGCCAUAGCCAUUGGCAGGGUAACACGUCAGUUGUUCAUUGUGCUUCCUUGUGUUAACAUAGUUGUUUUGCUUCCUAUUUCAAACCAACUUUCUUUUUUUUUGCAAAAUUAAGAUGAAACUGAGCCAUAUGUGCAGUAAAGGACUAUGUCACAAUGUUUUGGUUACUUAUUAAAAGGUACUUUUCUUGAUCAUGGUUUCUUGAUCAUGUAACUUUGUACUUUAUUCUCUAAAAGACCUCUUAAAUUGUAACAUGAAGCUAUAUAAUUAGAUUCCAGAAAUUGGUUUAUUAGUGAAGAAUUUUUAUCAGUUACUGAAAUAAAUUUUUAUGUAGUAGGUACCUCAGAGGAAAAUAUAAUUGUUUUUUAAAAAAAGCCAGGCUAGAUUCCUCACAUGUGGCUAUUUCUUGUGUAAGAAGCAUUUAACUGAAGUUUGGCAUGUUUUGUAAAACUUGUAUGUGUCUUUCCAAAGUAAUAAUUAAAAAACCUGGUAUUUAUGAGCAAUAGAUGCUGAGCACAGGGCUUAUGAGCUUUAUAUACUUAUUCUCAUUUCUUCUUACCAUGAUCCUGUAAGUAGAUUUCAGCUGGAAGUAAUCAGUUCUUAUUAAAACAAGCUGAUAGAGAAAUAUCAGUAAGCCAAAUCUGUUUGAAUUGUCAUUUUAAAUGGUUUUGCUAUUUAAUUUUUGUAUGAUUAAUGUUUUCAUUAAAAUUUUUCAUACCAAAUUUGUAACCUAGAAUAUUUACUAUUAUCUAAUAGUAAUAAAAUUAUAGUCAGGAGCCUAUAAUUUUAGGCUAGGUGUUAAUAUCACUGUAUAAAAUCUCUAAUACUUGAUGCAAAACAUAAUUAUUGAUAGACACUAAAAAGUAUAGAAGUAUGUUUUAAACAAGUACAAAGAAGGCUUUCUAAACUUUGCUGACUUUAAUGCAAAAUUUAUGAAUGUUCUGUUCUUUCAUCUAGUGUUAGUGUCUAAAAUGAAAGGGCAGUCAUUCCUUUCAUUAUGGUAUUUGUGUUUUGACUUCAGAUUUUUUUUCUUUCAUACCUUUCUCAAU